AUGGAUCAAUGUAAAACUUAUUCUCGCAUUCGAUCAAUAUCUUCAUAUCAGUCUAAACAUAGAGUUUCUAAUAAGUCUCGUGAUUAAAUCAAUCCUUAAAAGAGGUCUGUAACAUUUAGCGGUGAUGUUGAUUUAAUACAAUCAAUAAGUUGCCAAGAAAAUUUGCUUGAUUUAAUAGGAAAGGUAUAGAAAUAAUAAUAAUAAUACCUUUUAUCUCUUUAAAAUUCUUAAAUGAAACUACUUCCACCUUUGAAAGUUGGAUAGGAUGAAUAUAAGAUAUAAAAGCAACAAGCAAAAAAAUAAAUUAAUAAACAAUAUAAUGAAUUUUCUAUACCUAUGGAUCCUUACAAAAAGCAAUUGUAUUAAAAAUUAAAUAUAUAUGGAAAAUUCAUAGAGCCAACCAAUUAUAAAUAAGUUGAUUACUAAUAGAUUUAGACAUUGUAUAUUUUAAUAUUAAUAUAUUAGCAACCCAACAAUUUCUUAAAUAUAAUUUUAAGAAUGCAAUCAUAAUGAAUAACCUAUCAAAAUAUAAGAAAAAGAUAUAUAAUAAAAAAUGGAUAAAUAAUUUUAAUAAAAUAAUAAUAAUAAUAUAUCAAAAUUUGAUCAACAAUAUAAUUCUAACUUUGAUCAUGAUUAUGAUUUAUUCUAUGAAUAAUAGAAAAUGAAUAAAAUUAUUAAUGAAGCUUUGAAAUUUAAGUAAUAAAAAAGAGAUCCCAUAAAUGCAUCUAAAAGUGUAAAAUAGAAAAAAACAUAAAUGAAAAUUUAUCUUGAAAAUCAAUACUAAAAUGCAUUAAAAUAGAUUAUGUAAGAGGUUAAUGUAAAUAAAGAUGAGGAUAACCUAUUUCUAAAAAAGAAAUUUUAGAAAAAAAUGAAAUUAAAUCCUUUUUUUAAUAAUUCUAAAAUUACUUCCUAAUACACAAAGAAAGCUAUUUCUUCUUCAUUUAUUCAUCCGGAUAGAUAAGAAUUUGUUAAUAAGACUUUAGAGAUAUAUGAUAGAUGCAAUACUUCUCUUAAUUGA
Messenger RNA from Paramecium pentaurelia, 1018 nucleotides. The record is from the annotation of a GenBank genome assembly. NCBI's taxonomy places the organism in Eukaryota, Ciliophora, Oligohymenophorea, Peniculida, Parameciidae.